AUGAACCCUCCCUCAGAGCCACAAGUCCCUCUGGGCCCGGCCCAGGAGCCCGGCUGCGUGGCCACCCCGGCCUCACCCAGCAGGUGGAGUGGAUCCCGGAGCAGCACCUCCAGCCUGGGCCAACCUCUGCCCGUCGGUCCCACGGCAGCCGGGGCUCAGGCUGAUGCCUGGGUCCCCUUCCCCACAGUUGAUGUUCCAGACCACGCCCACUACACCAUGGGCACCGUGAUCCUGCUGGUGGGGCUCACGGGGAUGCUGGGCAAUCUGACGGUCAUCUAUACCUUCUGCAGGGGUUUACUUCCUGGAGUCAAUGUGAUGAUUAAGAGCAGAGGCCUCAGGACACCUGCCAACAUGUUCAUUAUCAACCUCGCCGUCAGCGACUUCCUCAUGUCCUUCACCCAGGCGCCUGUCUUCUUUGCCAGCAGCCUCUAUAAGCAGUGGCUCUUUGGGAAGGCAGGCUGUGAAUUCUAUGCCUUCUGUGGGGCUCUCUUCGGCAUCACCUCCAUGAUUACGCUGACGGCCAUCGCCCUGGACCGCUACCUGGUGAUCACACGCCCACUGGCCACUGUUGGGGUGGUGUCCAAGAGGUGGGCAGCACUUGUCCUGCUGGGCAUCUGGCUCUACGCCCUGGCCUGGAGUCUGCCGCCCUUCUUUGGCUGGAGCGCCUACGUGCCCGAGGGGCUGCUGACCUCCUGCUCCUGGGACUACAUGACCUUCACGCCGUCCGUCCGCGCCUACACCAUGCUGCUCAUGUGCUUCGUGUUCUUCCUCCCCCUGCUCGUCAUCGUCUAUUGCUACGUCUUCAUCUUCAGGGCCAUCCGGGAGACAGGCCGGGCCCUCCAGACUUUCGGGGCCUGGGAGGGCGGUGGCGAGUGUCCCCGGCAACGGCAGCGGCUGCAGAGCGAGUGGAAGAUGGCCAAGAUCGUGCUGCUUGUCAUCCUUCUCUUCGUGCUCUCCUGGGCCCCCUACUCCGUGGUGGCCCUGGUGGCCUUUGCGGGGUACGCGCACGUGCUGACGCCCUACAUGAACUCGGUGCCAGCUGUCAUCGCCAAGGCCUCUGCCAUCCACAACCCCAUCAUUUAUGCUAUCAUCCACCCCAAGUACAGAAUGGCCAUCGCCCAGCACCUGCCCUGCCUGGGGGUGCUGCUGGGCGUGUCGAGCCAGCGCACCCGUCCGUACACCAGCUACCGCUCCACCCACCGCUCCACACUGAGCAGCCAGGGCUCAGACCUCAGCUGGAUCUCCGGACGGAGGCGCCAAGCGUCCCUGGGCUCUGAGAGCGAGGUGGGCUGGAUGGACACGGAGGCAGCAGCUGUGUGGGGCGCUGCCCAGCAAAUGAGCGGAUGGUCCCCCUGUGGUCAGGGCCUGGAAGACAUGGAAGCCAAGGCCCCUCCCAGGCCACAGGGAUGGGAAGGAGAGGCUCUCCGGAAGAGGCUGCUCCCCAUGUGCCCCAGGGAAGGGGAGCCCUGGGCUGCUCCUACCAUUAUGCGGCUCCUGCCUCCCCCAGCAUUCCCAUCCAGGGAGCACCCUCCCCUGAUGCUCCAGCCUCGAGGAAGACUCACUGCCAGGCCCUGGGCGGGGGUACCGUGCACGGCCACGGAGGCCAGCCCGGCAGGCAGCACCCCCUAGGCGGAUCAAGGGGCUGCUCCCCAGCCUGGACCCCAGGAUGUAGGGUGCCCAAUGGCUCUCCUUCUCUUCUGGGACACAUCCAGCCGCCUCACGUCCCCCUCACACACACAGACCCAGGAUUACCCUGUGAGCCUGCAGGCUUUUGAAGUGGCCGCGGCACCCAUGCUGUGCUGGAUUCACGGCUCCGUACCACUAGACUCCUGCCCUGCUAAGUGGUCUGCACCCACUUCUCAGCUCAGCAGCCUGCACCCCAGGCACAGCCUGCAGAGUGGGAGCGCAGGCCCUCCCGCUUCCAGCAUUCUCCACCUCUCCUCAAAUGCUGUGUGCUGUGAUUGUCCAGGCGAGGACAAUGGUGAUGGCUCCGUGGGACACAUCAGUUAUUUAUGAGCUGCCUCUGCACCCGGGCUGGGCACUUCCCCGGCACAGGAAGGCCAGCACAGCGUCUCCCGCAGCCGGCAGUUGAAGCCCAGCAGAGAUCUGUGUGUGCUGGAAACUGUCCCUCACCUCUGGCUUCUCCCCCCAUGUGCCCUUUCCGCCACGGCCCACGCUCUUGUGCACACACGCAUUUUCGGGCACCUUCUCCUGUAUGUACAUAUUUGCAUGCACACCAAGCACAAACUGCACCUGGGGUUUGUUUCAAAUCAGUGGUCUAAAUUCAUCCCAGGGCUG
Equus quagga is the source of this 2298-nucleotide messenger RNA. It is a transcript of the gene OPN4, whose product is annotated as opsin 4. The record is from RefSeq and is a predicted model, not a curated record. Lineage: Eukaryota; Metazoa; Chordata; Mammalia; Perissodactyla; Equidae. Gene Ontology annotation, biological process: G protein-coupled receptor signaling pathway; visual perception. The transcript has 12 exons. Gene Ontology annotation, cellular component: membrane. Bases 1 to 1629 code for a protein of 542 amino acids. Gene Ontology annotation, molecular function: G protein-coupled receptor activity.